AUGCCAUCUAGCAGCAAUCGGACGAGGGCAUCGGAGAGGCUUAAAUGUCGUAAGGCCCUGGCGGAUCAUAUCUACCAACGUCUUGGCAAAAGGAUCGAGCCAAGCAUGGUCCGACUGCAGCCCCGCCCCCAGGAUCCUUACCGAUGGGAUGUUUCCGAGGCAUUGCGCGCGACUUUCCGGACGAACCUUAGCAGCGGAAGUGUCGGCCAAUUCCGCAAGAUUCGUGCAGCUUUGGAAGACGGAGAUCUCAUCGAGGCUGUGCCGCCACAUGCUCUCGAGACUCCAGAAAGCACACCGGCUCUACCGUUUGCGGACUCGCCGGAAAGCAGUACCUUUGUCUCAAUCAAUAGUGCGCAUUGCGAAACGAUCCCAGGGGAAAGCUUCACUACCACGAUCCGCAGACUUCAGCAAGAAAAGGAGGCUCUGAGCGUUGAGUUGGAUGUAACCACCGCGUCUCGUGCACGUGAAUUGGCUGAGGCGCAAGGAAACUGGGAUGCAGAGCGUCAUGCUCUACAUGAGGAGAUCAGUCGAUGGAAAUCGUGUUCUACUUCUCUUCACACCCACAUCUGCCAGGCACUGGAGUCGCUUAGUCAGGUUCACAAUCAGGUGUUCAAAGUUGAGGGAGAGGUGCUUUGA
This is a messenger RNA of Aspergillus uvarum CBS 121591, 636 nucleotides long. RefSeq lists its product as uncharacterized. The record is from RefSeq and is a predicted model, not a curated record. Bases 1 to 636 code for a protein of 211 amino acids. NCBI's taxonomy places the organism in Eukaryota, Fungi, Ascomycota, Eurotiomycetes, Eurotiales, Aspergillaceae. The transcript is spliced from 2 exons.